Messenger RNA from Lineus longissimus, 993 nucleotides. RefSeq lists its product as uncharacterized. The record is from RefSeq and is a predicted model, not a curated record. Lineage: Eukaryota; Metazoa; Nemertea; Pilidiophora; Heteronemertea; Lineidae. The transcript has a single exon. Gene Ontology annotation, molecular function: nucleic acid binding. Gene Ontology annotation, biological process: DNA integration. The coding region runs from base 1 to 993 and encodes 330 amino acids.
AUGGCGGACCUCCCAACCGAUCGACUAGAACCAGCGCCCCCCUUUACUCAUUGCGGUGUAGAUGUUUUCGGGCCUUGGACCAUCAAAGAGGGCAGAAAGGAGAUUAAGCGAUGGGGAGUACUGUACACCUGUCUUGGAAUGAGGGCAAUACACGUUGAGACGCUUAAUUCCAUGUCCACAGACUCCUUUAUCAACUCGUUGAGACGCUUGAUAGCUGUCCGCGGCGCUGUACAACUUAUUAGGUGUGAUAACGGUACCAACUUCGUAGGAGCGAAAAACGAAUUAGAGCAGGCUUGGUCAGAAAUGGAUUUUGACCAAAUACGGAAAUACUUGCUGAAAGAAGAAUGUGAUCUUGAUUUCCGGAUGAAUGUUCCCCGGGCUAGCCAUCACGGAGGAGUCUGGGAACGCCAGAUACGCUCAGUACGCAACGUUUUGGCAGGGAUGCUGUUACAUGAAGGAACACAGCUGGAUGAUGAGUCACUACGCACUCUAUUGUAUGAGGUGAUGGCCAUCGUCAAUGGGCGCCCUCUCACUACAGACAAUCUUUACGAUCCUACCUCACUGCAGCCGUUAGUACCAAAUCAGUUAUUGACCAUGAAAUCUCGGGUGAUCAUUCCACCACCAGGCACCUUUCCACGAGAGGACCUACUUCUAAAGAAAAGGUGGCGCCGCGUGCAACAUCUUGCAAAUCGCUUCUGGUGCCAGUGGCGAAAGGAGUAUGUCAAUAACCUGCAAGAACGGCCAAAAUGGAAUCAGGACGUGCGCAAUCUCAAAGUCGGUGACAUCGUCAUCAUGAAAGAUGAUGAGCUACCUCGCAAUCUCUGGAGGCUAUGUAGAGUAGCAGCUGUCGUGGUGGACGAGGACGGUCAUGUCCGUAAAGUCCGUCUUGCUGUAGGAGAUCGCGCUCUGGACAAAAAUGGAAAACGUAUUCAAGCCACCACUUAUUUUGAAAGACCUGUACAGAAGGUUGUGCUGAUUUGUGAAGGAGACUAG